Ceratina calcarata is the source of this 641-nucleotide messenger RNA. RefSeq lists its product as uncharacterized. The transcript has 3 exons. The coding region runs from base 108 to 641 and encodes 177 amino acids. NCBI's taxonomy places the organism in Eukaryota, Metazoa, Arthropoda, Insecta, Hymenoptera, Apidae. The record is from RefSeq and is a predicted model, not a curated record.
CCAUGUACUGAGAAUAGACGCUAACCGGCUAACAGCUAACCUAUCAUUUCCAAAAGUGCUCUAAAUAAAAGUGAUUACCGUAAAAAAUUAAUGACUGAGAAUUGACAAUGCGUAAUAUAGAAAUAAAAGCAAGAAUCGAUGAUCCGGCAGUUAAAAUUUCUCGUGUUAAACAAUUAACUACUGACGAGGGUAAAAUAAUCAAGCAGCAUGACACGUUCUUUAAAAUACCAAAUGUGACACAAUACGAAAAUACGAAAUUGAAAUUACGAAGAUUCGAGGAUGAUUCUGGGGAACUAAUUUAUUAUCACAGGGCUAACACGCUAGAUCCGAAACUUUCCACUUAUGAAAAGACAUCUCUAGAUCUGAAUGCUUGUGCUGGUAUCGAAAGAAUUUUAUCUGCAUCAAACGGUUGUUUGGGUAUUGUGAAGAAAACUAGGAUAUUGUACAUGGUUGGUCAAACCCGGGUACAUAUCGAUGAAGUUGAAGGCUUGGGGAACUUUUUAGAAUUAGAGGUAGUCCUGACGGAUGAACAAGAUACAAACGAUGGACAAAAGAUUGCUGAGGAUCUAAUGACCAAGCUGGAUAUAAAAAGCGAAGAUUUGAUAGCCAAUGCAUAUAUCGAUCUACUUACUGACAAAUAA